This is a messenger RNA of Didymodactylos carnosus, 284 nucleotides long. The record is from the annotation of a GenBank genome assembly. Lineage: Eukaryota; Metazoa; Rotifera; Eurotatoria; Philodinida; Philodinidae.
AUGGCAGCAAUUUCUAAUAACGGUACAACAAAGCAAAAACCACGUUUAGAUCUCAACGGUUAUUCAUAUAUAAUGGAUCGAUUAACUAAUGAAAAAACUUAUUGGCGUUGUAUAAAUUAUUCAUUACAUCAUUGUAAUUCUCGUCUUCACACAUGUGUUAUUACAAAUAAUAUUAUAAAACCACCAACGGAACAUAUAUGCACAAUUGAUGGUACAACAGUUGAACUUCGAAAAUUCGACGAACAAAUUGCUUAUCGUGCUCUUCAUACUCAAGAAACACCAGA